AUGGCGGUUAAAGGGGUUGAUUUCAAAUAUGAUGGGUUCUUCUUGUUGCUACAAUAUUUUAGAAUUAUUGUGGCAAUCAACUGGAAGAGAUACCAUUCGUGUGCAUACCCCUUGCAUAUAUGGACUGUGGUUGACUAUACGACUACGUUUAUUUUCCGGCUCUUGAUGUUUGUGGAUAAUGGUUUAGCUGCUGGAAUGGGAUUGGACCUCGGUUGGCAGCAGAGGUAUCAACUAUUUUAUGGAAGGAUUGUUGUACUUUCCAUCCUUGUUCUGCUCCUUUAUCCCUUCCUUUUGGCUUGGACGGUCAUUGGUACUCUCUGGUUCACUCGUUCAAGAAACUGCUUGCCAGAAGAUGGUCAAAAAUGGGGAAUCCUUAUUUGGCUGCUUUUCAGCUAUUCUGCACUCGUUUGCAUUGCUUGCAUCUGUGUGGGAAAGAUAAGUGACGCCUUUACUUAGAAGUUAGAACCUGCGUUACUUUAUUCGAGCUUUUGUAGGCCGAAUUAAGAUGGAGAUUGUGUCAUAUGCGUUUUAACAGAUUGUUCUUUUAACAAAACAUGUAUUCUAAGUUGAUCUUUCUCCAUAUCUUGCAGUGAUUAACAAGGAGACAAGCGCAUCUAUUGCGUGCACAACAAGGGAUCCCUGUUUCAGAAU
This is a messenger RNA of Salvia hispanica, 651 nucleotides long. The record is from RefSeq and is a predicted model, not a curated record. NCBI's taxonomy places the organism in Eukaryota, Viridiplantae, Streptophyta, Magnoliopsida, Lamiales, Lamiaceae.